AUGACUUACGUAUGAAGUUCUGUUUAUUUGAUCUACUGUUACUAAGUUUGAUUCUUUCGUAGGUUAUUUUAAUGGAUGAGGAGAAUUGUUGUAUGAAAAAAGAAGCUCCUAGCAGCUUCCAAUCCAAGAAUGUUGGAUCUAGUUCUUCAUUUAUGAUCGAAGGUGAAAGUCUGGAUUCUCCAGAAAAACAUGGAGAUCUUGGUGACAUGACUUUUUAUAUGGCAAAUUAUAUUAAAGAUGCUAUGAAGAUGAUGUUCAUUAUGCGUAGUCAUCAUAUGCUUACCGAUGUUAUUCUAGAAGUAGAAUCAGAGUUGUUCUAUGCACAUAAAGUCAUCUUAGCUGCCGCUAGUCCAUAUUUUAAGGCAAUGUUUACAGGAGGCUUGAAAGAAUCUGAAAUGUCUAGGGUAAAACUUCAAGGUGUUAGUCCAACAACAAUGGCACGUUUAAUGUACUUCAUGUAUACUGGUCGCAUAAGAGUGACAGAGAUUACAGUGUGUUCCCUUUUAUCAGCUGCCACCAUGUUUCAGGUUAGUAAUGUUAUAGACGCGUGUUGUGUAUUCUUGGAAAGACAAUUAGAUCCCACAAAUGCUAUUGGAAUUGCUAAUUUUGCUGAACAACAUGGUUGUCAGACUUUGUGUCAGAAAGCAAAUCAAUUUAUUGUUCAACAUUUUAGUCAAAUAUGUCAGGAAGAAGAAUUCCUACAAUUAUCGGCAAUACAAUUGAUAGCACUAGUAAGAAAAGAUGAACUGAAUGUGCAGGAAGAGAGAGAGGUAUACAAUGCAGUGUUAAAAUGGGUUAAGUAUAAUGAAGAAGCCAGAGGACCUAAAAUGGAGCAUAUAUUGCAUGCAGUAAGAUGUCAAUAUCUUACUCCUAAUUUUCUUAGAGAACAGAUGAAGAAUUGUGACGUUUUGAAAAAAGUACCUGCAUGCAGAGAAUAUCUUGCGCAGAUCUUCAAAGAUUUGACACUUCAUAAAAAGCCGGUGGUGAAAGAAAGGACACCAAAUACUCGAAGAGUCAUAUACAUAGCUGGUGGUUUUUUAAAACAUUCUUUAGAUGUACUAGAGGGAUAUAAUGUAGAUGAAAAAACUUGGACUCAACAUGCUAAACUAAUUGUGCCAAGAUCUGGUUUGGGUGGAGCAUUUUUAAAAGGGAUGUUUUAUGCUGUUGGUGGAAGGAAUAAUUCACCAGAUAGCAGAUACGAUAGUGACUGGGUUGAUAGAUAUAAUCCAGUUACAGAUCAAUGGAGAGCUUGUAGUCCAAUGUCUGUUCCAAGGAAUAGAGUAGGCGUAGCUGUUAUGGAUGGAUUAUUGUACGCUGUUGGAGGUAGCGCGGGUGCAGAAUAUCACAAUAGCGUUGAAUGUUACGAUCCAGAUCAUGAUUCUUGGAGUAACGUAAAAUCAAUGCACAUCAAGAGACUGGGAGUUGGAGUGGCUGUAGUUAAUAGAUUACUUUAUGCCAUUGGUGGAUUUGAUGGAACAAACCGGCUGAACUCCGUGGAGUGUUAUCACCCUGAAAAUGAUGAGUGGACAAUGGUUUCAUCUAUGAAAUGUAGUCGAUCAGGAGCAGGAGUAGCCAAUCUUGGACAAUAUAUAUACGUAGUAGGAGGAUAUGACGGAACAAGACAAUUAAACUCUGUUGAAAGAUAUGAUACGGAAAGAGACAUGUGGGAACAUGUUAGUAGUGUCACUAUUGCUCGUAGUGCGCUUAGUGUUACAGUACUAGAUGGAAAAUUGUAUGCGAUGGGAGGAUACGACGGUGAACAUUUUUUAAACAUAGUUGAGAUUUACGAUCCUGCAAAAGAUACAUGGGAACAAGGAGUACCAAUGACUUCGGGAAGAUCGGGCCACGCAAGUGCGGUAUCCUACCACCAAUGUCCUAUUCAUUGCGAUCAUUUGGACCAUAAUAUGUCUCUAGAAAAGCCACCAUCGUGAUAUAUGUAAUUGUUGGGCGUUAACUUAGAUAUUAAUAUAUAAACGAAAUUCUUAAUCUGAGGGAAUGAAUAAAAGAAGCAAAGGAAAAAUAAUGGAAAUAGUUGUUCAAGCAGUGAAUAAGUGACAGACUGAUAAUUAUUUUUGAGUUGUGGUUUAAAUUCAGUUCUGGAGAUUGAACUUCAUUAACAUUCUAUAAUUUUAUUGUGGACGAUAUACGAUUAAUAUACGAUAUGUAUGUGCUUUUAUAAAAUAAUAGGAAUCUUAUUUAUAUAUAUACAAUCUUAUACAUAUAUAUGUAUGUUAUAUAAUAAUAUACAUAUAUAUAUAUAUAU
Molecule: messenger RNA, 2263 nt
Organism: Heterotrigona itama
Lineage: Eukaryota; Metazoa; Arthropoda; Insecta; Hymenoptera; Apidae
Source: the annotation of a GenBank genome assembly